AUGGCUGUGCUCUGGCUCCCUCCCCCCUCUUUGCCCUGGUCCUCCGUCGUGAGAGGACCAGAAGCAGUGGCAGGAGGGGGUGCAACGGCCUGGGGUGUGUGCCUCCCGCCCCCCCGCCCCGUCUUUCCACCACUGCCCCUCCUCCUGCCCCUCCUGCCCCGCCCCGCCCCGCCCCGCCCUGCCAUGCCCCUCCUCCCACACCCCGACCCCGACCCCGGCCCCGACCCCGACCCCGACCCCCACCACCCCAGAGUCUGGCUCGCCUUGUGGGCCAGUGCAGGCCGUUCCUCCCCCGGCGCCCACUCAGCAAGGGUCGGGGGACUUCGGCUUGUGUGGCCCCCUUGUGGGCCGGCGUAA
Molecule: messenger RNA, 357 nt
Organism: Morchella importuna
Lineage: Eukaryota; Fungi; Ascomycota; Pezizomycetes; Pezizales; Morchellaceae
Exons: 1
Coding region: 1-357 (118 amino acids)
Source: RefSeq, a predicted model, not a curated record